AUGGGUUUUGAGCAGGUAGAGCUUUCGCAGUUUGAAAAUGACAGAACUGUGCAAAUUCCAGAGACUAAGAACUUCACACUUUUUCAGACGGUCGAUUGGAUAGAGGAGAGUCAAAGUCUUGGUCAAAGUAAACCACAGGGCCCUUUCAAAGAGGUGGAAGAAGAGCUGUAUUUGGAAUCCAGGUGGCGACGCUGGCGUCAAUGGCUAUGGAACCGUCUUCGCGAAAUCGUUACGCUCACAUGCAUUGCUUUACUACUUGGGUUUAUUGCAGGUUCUAUACAAGUGGUGACAGAAGCACUGGUCAAUUGGAAAUCUGGACAUUGUAGCCGCAACUGGCUGCUGAAUAAAUCUUUCUGUUGCGCUGGUAUGACUGAAGACCAUGCUACAAAGCGUAUGUUUGUUGCACGAGAUGAGCUCAGCUGCAUUAAAGACGCAAUCUGGAUUGAAAGAACCAACCCGUUGGCCGAUUUUUUGUUAUUCAUAGUCCUCUCGUUAAGUUUUGCUAUGCUAAGUGGCCUCAUGGUCAGGUACAUUGCUCCUAUGGCUACCGGGUCGGGCAUAUCAGAAAUCAAAGUUUGGGUCUCAGGUUUCAAAUACAAAGAUGAAUUCUUGGAUCUCAAAACACUGGUUGUGAAAAGCGUGGCCCUUCCAUUGGCUAUCUCUUCAGGUCUAAGUGUAGGCAAGGAAGGUCCCUCCGUUCAUUAUGCUACCUGUUGCGGUUUCGUUAUUACCAACCUUCUGCUUAGACGCAGUCUCAGCUUCUCGCACCAAUCAGAAUACCUAAUAGCUUCUGCAGCUGGAGGCGUUGCCGUUGCGUUUGGAGCACCAAUAGGAGGUGUAUUGUUUGCGCUUGAGGAAAUGUCUACAACCUCCCAUUUCAAUCUAUCUGUGCUUUGGAAGUCCUACUUUGUCGCAUUGGGUGCAGUUGCCACUUUGCAAUACAUGAAUCCCUUCAGAAAUGGCAAAAUUGUUCUGUUCGAGGUAACCUACGAAAAUAAUUGGAGAAUUCAGGAAAUUCCCGUGUUUAUUAUUUUGGGAGUUUUUGGUGGGCUAUAUGGACUGUUGAUCAGCGACUGGAAUAUUCGAUACGUGAACUUCCGCAAAAAUUGUCUUCAGAAAUACAAACUCCAGGAAGUUGCUCUUUUGACCUUAGUCACAGCUUUGAUAUCGUAUUUCAACGAGUUUUUAAGGUUAGACAUGACCGAAAGCAUGGGGAUUCUCUUUCACGAAUGCACCGUAGACGACAACGGAUCUUUAUGGACCCACCGAAUCUGUCAACUGGAUUCAAACACACAUGGGAGAGUUUUCAUUCAAAUAUUCUUUUCCCUUGGAAUAGCAACAAUAAUGAGAUCGCUGCUAAUCAUCAUCUCAUAUGGCGCUUCCGUUCCUGCUGGUAUUUUCGUCCCUUCAAUGGCGGUGGGUGCAACAUUUGGUCGCGCUAUCAGCCUGAUAGUCGAACGGUGGAUCACCGGUCCCAAAGUUAUUACCCCCGGGACGUAUGCUUUUCUUGGGGCUGCUGCUACUCUAAGCGGCAUAACGAACCUGACAUUGACUGUUGUGGUCAUUAUGAUUGAGCUUACCGGUGCGUUUUCGUACAUCAUACCAUCCAUGGUUGUUGUAGCCGUGACGCACCUUGUUUUAAGAUCUAUUGGCGCGAAAGGGGGUAUCGCAGACCAAAUGAUAACGGUCAACGGAUUUCCCUUUCUUGAAAGCCUAGAAGACGAGGCUAGACAUCUUGAAGGAUACACGGUUCGCGACAUCAUGUCCAGUGUGCUUGCCUCUGUUCCUCAAGAAAUAUCUUUGGCGAGUCUAAUCCAUUUUUUGGAUACAAAUGACAAAUACAAACAGUACCCUGUGGUAGAGAAAGCUUCUGGCUUGCUUCUAGGGUAUUUAAAGCGAUCUGCCUUAUGCCUUGAAGUGGCAGCGGCAGUUGAGACCAAUGUUGAGCAUACCACGAUCAUCAUUUUCCAUGAAGAGCAACCGUUUCCAGUUCAUACCCAGCAAGAAGUAUUGAACCUUCAACAACUCGUGAACCGUUCACCGGUUUCAAUUUCAGGUCAUUCCUCCCUAAAGCUGGCUCAUUACUAUUUCCGAACACUGGGGUGUAAAUUUAUCGUUGUCGAAGCGAAUGGCACAAUUGAAGGACUUUUGACAAGAAAAGAUCUCUUGGGUUUUGAAAGACUCAAACACAAAGAAGUGCAUGGACCAUUGUACUCUUUCGAUUCCAGCAUAGAAAGCAGGCUAUCGUCUGCAGCAAGGAGUCUCUUUAGGCUGCCACAGACUGAAUUAUAG
Lachancea lanzarotensis is the source of this 2292-nucleotide messenger RNA. It is a transcript of the gene GEF1, whose product is annotated as LALA0S05e01574g1_1. The coding region runs from base 1 to 2292 and encodes 763 amino acids. The record is from RefSeq and is a predicted model, not a curated record. Gene Ontology annotation, biological process: chloride transport; intracellular iron ion homeostasis; intracellular copper ion homeostasis. Gene Ontology annotation, cellular component: fungal-type vacuole; early endosome; Golgi apparatus. Gene Ontology annotation, molecular function: voltage-gated chloride channel activity. The transcript has a single exon. NCBI's taxonomy places the organism in Eukaryota, Fungi, Ascomycota, Saccharomycetes, Saccharomycetales, Saccharomycetaceae.